This is a messenger RNA of Aspergillus pseudoviridinutans, 504 nucleotides long. RefSeq lists its product as uncharacterized. The transcript is spliced from 2 exons. The record is from RefSeq and is a predicted model, not a curated record. NCBI's taxonomy places the organism in Eukaryota, Fungi, Ascomycota, Eurotiomycetes, Eurotiales, Aspergillaceae. Bases 1 to 504 code for a protein of 167 amino acids.
AUGCUUCCAUUGAAAACACCAGCUCCAUCAACCGCCCCCAACGAAGUCCACGAAGACGAGCAAAGAAACAAGCGGGAAUCGUCAUUUUUCGAUGUAAAAAUUUUCUACAGGCGCGAUCUUCUAAAACAGCCUUUUCUUCCAGAGCUUCGGGCGGUCAUAAACGCCAGCUACCGUGACCACGAAAUCAACCCAGUAGGAAAAAUCGGCUACCGGCUCCAGACCGAUACCCAAAUCGCCGACGAACUUGAUAGCAGUGGAUUUACUGCCGUUGCAACCGUUUCAAAUGAAAUUGUUGGCACAGCAAGCGUCAAAACUUGGGUGUCCAAUGCUGAAGGCGUUGCCUGGAAGCCACGCGGCUACUAUGAAGGGAAGAGUGCCAACGAGGUUCUUUCCAUGCAAUCGACUUGCCUGAACACCCACAACUCUGACGCGGACAGUGAUAGCUGCGAUGGGGAUUUCGAAAUUUUAUUGGUUGCUGUCAAACCUGGCCCGAGGGACUUGUGA